CUCUAGUUCUCUAUAGUCGUGGCAAAAAAAAAUCCCAUUGAGACGAUCAUAAUAAUUCAGACAAUUGAAAUCGAAGAUGACAGAGAAAGAGAGAAAAGGAACAACCAGCACUUCCGGUGCAACUCCCCCACCAGAUCCUGUUCAACCGGAACAACAGCCUUAUUAUGGGACUUUUCAAGGGGUUGCCUGUUUCACCCAACCACCGCCUCAGCCGGUUAUCGGUUUCCCUCAGCCUGCUCCUCCGCCUGGUGCCACCAUCCUUUCUAAUUACUAUGGGAGGGGUUAUCAGACUGUUCCUGGUUAUGUAAUUGCUGAAGGAAGACCUUUGAGGGAGCCAAGACUUCCUUGUUGUGGAAUUGGCAUAGGCUGGAUGUUGUUUAUUUCUGGUUUCUUCUUUGCGGCCUUACCUUGGUAUGUUGGAGCCAUGAUUCUACUUUUUGGCAGACUGGAUUACAGAGAGAAACCUGGACUUGUGGCAUGCAUGGUAGCUACUAUUCUGUCUAUAAUUGCUAUCGUAUUUGGAGUAACAAAUGGUGAUGACUUCUGGUGACAGCUUGAUGUUUACAAAAGAAAUCGAAGUUGUACAUCCUGCCUUCUUGCAUGAAGCAACAUACAUCCUCCUUUUUUUCCUGUAUGAAUUUGCUGAAAUCCUCGGUUGAAUUUGCUGUUUAUAACAUCUCUUAUGUGUCAAUUCCUAUAGGUUGGUAUAAAUGUUCAUUUGAUACUUGAAAUGCUAUGGUACUUUGGCGUUGAGAUUUGAUAGUGCCUGCUGACAACAAUAUAAUUUGUACAGUUUUGUGACGCGUUAUUUGCUGGAAGAAAGGCUGUUUGUCCUGUUUUGUGUGUAUGCAACUACGCGUAUAUUUCAUCAUUGUAAAUACAGCAAUAUGCUCUUCUGAUGUGUCUGUUUGGCAACUCA
Chenopodium quinoa (quinoa) is the source of this 919-nucleotide messenger RNA. RefSeq names its product 60S ribosomal protein L18a-like protein. The record is from RefSeq and is a predicted model, not a curated record. The transcript is spliced from 4 exons. NCBI's taxonomy places the organism in Eukaryota, Viridiplantae, Streptophyta, Magnoliopsida, Caryophyllales, Amaranthaceae. The coding region runs from base 77 to 550 and encodes 157 amino acids.